AUCACCUCAUCUCCUCACACUUUUGAUUCCACAUUUUCCAUCGGUCUGCAGAUCACCUAAAAAACGGCGACAUCCUUCACCCCAAAAAUUAAUAAACCAUUUAUUUUUUGAAAUCAUGGGUUCCAGCAGUUCUAAAGAGGAUAACGAUUAAGCCGAUACCGUUGCUAUUAAUGGUUGCAUACAACCCACGGACUGGGGAACGGUGGAAGAGCACUUAACAUCCGGCAAUUUAAAACCGUUCGACCUCCUCCAAUGUAACGCCGGUUCUUUUUUUGGCACGCAUUAUCUCAUGUAUCUCGGUGAAGGGAAAGUGUCAAAUGUGGUCUUCUCCAAAACGAAGAUGACCGGCGUCUUGAGACUUGAAUUGUUACAUAAAGCGGUUUCAGAUGGGAGGAAAAUUCGUGUCAACAACCUCAACGGACCGGCGAAGGAAAGAGGUUUAACCGUUCUGGCGGGUGGAGAAAUUUGGAAAUUGAUUCAGCAAGACUUGGCAGAUCUUGCUACUACAAAUUCGGAUGGGAGUAUGACCGCUUUUGUACCAUACCACUUGACGCUCGCUAAUUGCGAGCAUUACGUGACCAAGUGGAGGUAUGGGGAAGGGUUUAGCUUACAGACGAAUGCAUUGGAGACAAAGCGCAUUGGAGAGAUUGUGCACAAGGUUGGCCUUGCCAUUUACACUUCCAGCUAGCAUUAUCAGGACGUUAACAUGGGUUAACAUUCACAAAAAAUCAUUAUUACCACAUAGUUUUCCUCAAAUCAAUUUUAGAAGUUUAUUUACUUGAGCUUGUUUCUUGAUUACAUAUAAUUUUAUUGAAAUUAAAAACCUGUAGUAUUUCAAUAAAAACAAACGAAUUCUAUCGAAAA
Folsomia candida is the source of this 864-nucleotide messenger RNA. RefSeq lists its product as uncharacterized. The coding region runs from base 290 to 688 and encodes 132 amino acids. The transcript has 2 exons. The record is from RefSeq and is a predicted model, not a curated record. Lineage: Eukaryota; Metazoa; Arthropoda; Collembola; Entomobryomorpha; Isotomidae.